AUGGAUAAAAACUCAGACAUCUUUGUUAAAAAACAAUGGUUCAUUAAAUCUAACCUAGGAAAGUUAGAGGAUUUUUAUGAGUUCGAUACAAGAAAGAUUUUAGGAAGUGGUACAUACGGAAAUGUUUAUAAGGCUAAAAAGAAAGACUCUAAGAUCGUUAGGGCCGUCAAGCAAAUUCCUAAGAGCAAGGUUAAGAAUGCAGAACGUUUUAAAAGAGAAAUCGAGAUCAUGAGAACUUUGGAUCACCCUAAUAUCAUUAAGCUUUACGAGACAUUCGAAGAUGAAAGAAACAUUUACUUAGUUAUGGAAGUUUGUGAAGGUGGUGAACUAUUUGAUAGAAUUAUAGAAAAAGGUCGCUUCACAGAAAUUGAAGCCAGAAGCAUUUUCUCUUAAAUUAUGUAAGCUAUUAACUACUGUCACAAUAAUGGAAUAGCUCAUAGAGAUUUAAAGCCAGAAAACUUCCUUUUCCUGACAAAGCACGAUGAUUCUCCCAUUAAAGUUAUAGACUUUGGUCUCUCUAAAAACUUUGAUAAUAAACAAGCUAUGAAGACAAAAGCCGGAACACCAUACUACAUCUCACCAGAAGUUUUAGAGGGAAAUUAUGAUGAAUCUUGUGAUAUUUGGUCAGCUGGUGUUAUCCUAUAUAUUUUAUUAUCCGGAGUACCACCUUUCUUUGGUGAUGACGAUUCAGAAAUUCUAGCUUCUGUCAAAAAAGGAUUCUAUACAUUUGACAUUCCAGAAUUCGAAGGAAUUUCAAACAGUGCUAAGGAUUUGAUAUAAAAUAUGGUUACUAAACCAGAAAAGAGAUUCAAGGCUGACUAAGUACUUUCUCAUCCUUGGAUGAAAGAAGAUAUCAAACAAAAAAAUAAAUAGCUUCCUUUAAAUUUCAAUGCUCUUAAAAACUUUACUUAGCAUCACAAGCUAAAAAAAGUUGCAUUAAGUUUUAUAGCUUCCUAAUUAUCUGAAAAUGAAAUUUCUGAUCUAGGUAAAUUAUUCAGAUAAUUAGAUAAAAAUGGUGAUGGAACACUCACUGUCGAUGAAAUACGUGAAGGUUUAGCAGGCACAAACGAUAAAAAUAUAGAAGAAGUCAGAAAAGUUAUUUCAAGUAUUGAUACAGAUGGUAGUGGCAAAAUUGACUAUACAGAGUUUUUAGCAGCAACUAUGGAAAAGAGCUUAUAUAUGAAGGAAGAUAAAUUACACUAAGCUUUUAAGAUGUUAGAUAUUGAUGGAAAUGGAAAAAUAUCAAAGGAAGAAUUAAAGCAAAUUUUAGGAAAGGAAUUAGGUAAAUACGAUGAAGCUUAUUGGGAUAAUAUGAUCAAGGAAGUUGACAAAAAUGGUGAUGGAGAGAUCGAUUAUAAUGAAUUUAUAGACAUGAUGAAUACUAUUUCUUUUAGAAAAUGA
Tetrahymena thermophila SB210 is the source of this 1401-nucleotide messenger RNA. Its product is annotated as calmodulin-domain kinase. Gene Ontology annotation, cellular component: cytoplasm; nucleus. Gene Ontology annotation, molecular function: calcium-dependent protein serine/threonine kinase activity; calcium/calmodulin-dependent protein kinase activity; calmodulin binding. The transcript has 9 exons. Gene Ontology annotation, biological process: peptidyl-serine phosphorylation; intracellular signal transduction; protein autophosphorylation. Lineage: Eukaryota; Ciliophora; Oligohymenophorea; Hymenostomatida; Tetrahymenidae. The record is from RefSeq and is a predicted model, not a curated record.